Dovyalis caffra is the source of this 417-nucleotide messenger RNA. NCBI's taxonomy places the organism in Eukaryota, Viridiplantae, Streptophyta, Magnoliopsida, Malpighiales, Salicaceae. The record is from the annotation of a GenBank genome assembly.
AUGGUUGAUAAGAUCAUCUAUGGGAGACAAAAUCGGCUAACUCGCUUAGGCCGUGAGGAUCUUCUCAUCCUUAGACGGGCCACGGCCCAUAAAAAUGAAACCAACAAAAAACAGAUCAUAGAGGAGGAAAACAUAGGCUUAUCUGAAUCAUGUGCAAAAUUUCCCCUUUGCAUUUCCUCCUUUUGCCCUUUACGCAAAGACCAAGAAAAGAGGCCUGGUCUUCCUUUUCAGCUAGAAAAUACAAGUGGACGGACAAGAACUCAGUUGACCCAUGGUCUAGCUAAUUCAUGUUUUCACAACCUUUCACCCAGCAGAAGAACAAAAUUUUCAGAUUCCAUUAUUUGUGCUCCACGGCCACAAAAUACGAACCCCAAGUUAAAAGCUGAUGUUUCAUUUGCUGGGGGCGGUCUCAACUGA